Messenger RNA from Platichthys flesus (European flounder), 948 nucleotides. RefSeq lists its product as uncharacterized. The record is from RefSeq and is a predicted model, not a curated record. Bases 1 to 948 code for a protein of 315 amino acids. The transcript is spliced from 7 exons. Lineage: Eukaryota; Metazoa; Chordata; Actinopteri; Pleuronectiformes; Pleuronectidae.
AUGGUAAACCACGACCUGGCCCGCGUGGUACUCAUGUUCCUCGGAUUGAUCAUGUUUUUAGCCGCAAUCACUAUAAACUCUAUGUCAGGAUUCGGAGCUGAAUCAGGUGUUUUCCAGCAGAGCACGGAAGACGUGACGCUGAAGUAUGUGACACUGUUCACUCCGGCUAACUGGGCUCUGCAUGCUUACGACUGGUUGUACACCACGCCUGCACUGCUGCCCUACGGAUUCCAUGUCUCUAUGAUCGCCAACAUUAGCUUGAACAUCACGUGGCUGUUUUUAUUUGACAAAGAGUUACUGCUGCCGGCGCUGAUAACGUCCGCCCUGAUGACGCUCACCGAUUACCUCCUGCUCUUCUUCUCCUGUCAUGGACUGAAGAUCUACGGAGCCUGGUUGAACAAAUAUCACAACGUGGACCUCUGGCUCUUCAGAGUAUUGACCUUUUCAGACCUCACAGAAAAACAAAAACUGAAAACACAUCACAAGUCUUCAUUAACUUUCGUAAUCCUUGUGCUGAAUCAGGUGCAGAACGGUGUGGCCGUGUAUGCAACAUGGGGGAGCCUCUCCACCGUACUCAACCUGACGAUAUACCUGCAGUAUCAGACAGGAACCUUCAGCUGUGGCUGUUCUCUGCUGCCGCUGCUGCUGCUCCUCAUGCAGCUGUUCGCCUGGUUUCUGUUGGAGAACUUCUACCUGGAUGAGCAUGUGCGUUACGUUGUGACCAUCUACCCCUUGGUGAUCCUGUGGCUGACCGGCACCCUGAACAACUCCAGCUCCCCUGAAAGCCUCUUUUACAUUUUUACAGCUUUGACCCUGGCUAUUUCCUGCGUCAUGUUUGUGGCACGCGUCGCUCUGGUCACAUGGAGGCACCACAAACGGCCGCUCUACACUGGACCCAGUAUGUCUCCUGUAGAGAUCGCCUUGACACAGAGAAAAAUAUUUCUAUAG